Molecule: messenger RNA, 2261 nt
Organism: Xenopus tropicalis (tropical clawed frog)
Lineage: Eukaryota; Metazoa; Chordata; Amphibia; Anura; Pipidae
Gene: prmt1
Product: protein arginine methyltransferase 1
Biological process (GO): positive regulation of DNA-templated transcription; animal gross anatomical part developmental process
Cellular component (GO): nucleoplasm; cytoplasm; cytosol
Molecular function (GO): protein-arginine omega-N monomethyltransferase activity; protein-arginine omega-N asymmetric methyltransferase activity; transcription coactivator activity
Source: RefSeq, marked validated
GACGCCGGGGCGGUGCCGUGUGUGGGCGGGGCUUGUGCUUCUCUAUAUAAAAGGCAAAGGGGCCGAAGCGCAUGUCGCAGUUCUCUCGUACAAAGCCGGUGGCGUGGCUUUGAGUUUCUUUUUUAGAUUCGUGAGAGAGACUGACAAACAUGGCUGAAGCGAGCACCUGCAACAUGGAGGUUUCUUGUACUCAGCCUGAGAGCAGUGUGAAGCCAAAUGCGGAGGACAUGACAUCAAAAGAUUACUACUUUGACUCGUAUGCUCACUUUGGCAUCCAUGAGGAGAUGUUAAAAGAUGAAGUUCGAACGCUGACAUAUCGUAACUCAAUGUUUCACAACAGACAUCUAUUUAAAGAUAAAGUAGUCUUGGAUGUUGGGAGUGGCACGGGUAUUCUCUGCAUGUUUGCAGCAAAGGCUGGUGCCAAGAAAGUUAUUGGGAUUGAGUGCUCAAGUAUAUCUGACUAUGCCAUAAAAAUCGUGAAGGCAAAUAAACUAGAUCAUGUGGUUACAAUCAUCAAAGGCAAAGUAGAAGAGGUGGAGCUCCCAGUAGAAAAAGUGGACAUCAUAAUCAGUGAAUGGAUGGGAUAUUGUCUGUUCUAUGAAUCAAUGCUGAACACUGUUAUCUAUGCACGGGAUAAAUGGCUGACUCCAGAUGGGUUAAUAUUUCCAGAUCGUGCUACACUGUAUGUAACUGCUAUUGAGGAUAGACAAUACAAAGACUACAAAAUUCACUGGUGGGAAAACGUUUAUGGCUUUGAUAUGUCAUGCAUCAAGGAUGUAGCCAUCAAGGAGCCUCUGGUUGAUGUUGUUGAUCCCAAACAACUGGUCACUAAUGCUUGCCUUAUAAAGGAAGUUGAUAUUUAUACUGUCAAAGUUGACGACCUGACCUUUACCUCUCCAUUCUGCCUGCAAGUGAAACGGAAUGAUUACAUCCAUGCACUAGUUGCUUAUUUCAACAUUGAAUUUACACGGUGCCACAAAAGAACUGGCUUCUCUACAAGUCCUGAGUCUCCGUACACUCACUGGAAGCAAACAGUCUUCUACAUGGAAGAUUAUCUCACUGUUAAGACUGGCGAGGAGAUUUUUGGUACCAUAAGCAUGAAGCCAAAUGCCAAAAACAAUCGUGACUUGGAUUUUACCGUUGACAUUGACUUCAAGGGGCAGCUUUGUGAGCUGUCAUGUUCGACAGACUACAGAAUGCGUUGAGACUACAAACCAGCCGACCUGCCUGAAGAAACUGAAAACCAAUGCAUCAUGUAUAACAUUUAGCUGUGUGGUUUUAUUUACAUAGUCUACAAAGUUUUAACCCCUGCUGCUAGCCACAAAUGGGGAACAUUUUAGAAGCCCAGUUCAGUGUAGAGUGCAAGAGCUCCUUGGUGAAACCAAAAGCACUGAUCUUGUCCUCCACUGUGGCCAUUAAGGCUAGAGUAUUGAUCCAGCUCCUUGGCUGGGUUCAUCAUGUAAAUAAAGAUCCAUAAUGGAUUCAAACCAUCUGUUCAGUUUCCGAGCCCCCUAAGUUUUCCUGCCUUUAGCAGGUCUAUCCCAAGAGGCAUUCCUUUUUGUUUUUAGUAUAUUCAGUCAAUGAAUUGCUAGAAUUGCAGACUAUUUUAACAAUAGGAAACCCAUUACUUGAUUACUGAGUGGCCUAAAGGGGUAUACACUGCAAAAGUAUUCAGCCCCUGCUGGCAGCAAAGUGUUAAGCUCCAAAGUGUGCAUUCCCUUUCACUUUUUUUUUGCAGGACUUUUUUUUUUUUUUUAACUAAUGGACACUAUCAGGGUGGGUUUUCUGUCCUGUUGCAAUGUGUAUGGUAUCACCAGUAUCCCUUGUCUAGCCCUUAUGAGGAGCAGGCACCCAUCCUAUUGAGGAACAAAAGGGUUGCUCACUUGGCUUGGGUGUUUUGUACUGUUUUUGUAAGUCCUCUCAGACCUUGGUAUGGAAAGGCCCUUCAUUUGUUUUAUUGAUCCUUCAAGCUUCCCAUUGUGACUGUUUCAUAACUUAUGGUUUUUAUAUGGUUGCAUUCAUAAUGAAAUUAAAAAGUGAACUGUGUAUUGGCAUUGUUUGUUUUUCUGGCUUGCACUGGGAAUGUGUACAAACUGGCCUUGCAGAUGCUUCCAUGUUAUAGGCAUAGUGACUUUUAUUGCUUGGUCAGUGGCUAAGAUUUGAGUGCUUCUGUGGUUGGCCAGUAUGUAGGACAUAUGCGCCUCUCCUCAAGGGCUCAAGGUUGCCUUCUAUUAAAGGUUAAGUCCAAUUCUUAAGCCUCU